AUGAGGCCAUAUGAUCAAACUUGUAGUGCAAGCAAUGAUUUGCAGCCACCGUCGACACCACCCCAACACUACCUUGUCAAUGCACACCACCAGUGCUUAGCCACUCUCGAGGGGCAGAACUCCUACACUACAUCUCUCGUUCUUUUGGGAAAAUUUCUAUUGAGUGGCUCUUCCAAUAAGGAAAUCCGGUUAUGGAAAUGCAACACGUUGAGGCCCAUGAACGACUACGGAAGUUUCACUAAUAAAAAUAUGGUUGUGGCAGGAAAGGGUGCAGUGAAGGCUCUUGUGGUUUUAGCCGAUAAAAUCAUUAGUGCUCAUCAAGAUCACAAAAUUCGAGUAUGGAAAAUCGAUAACCUGGAUAACGAUGAGCAGAAGUUUACACAGUUGGCCACGCUUCCAAUGUUCAGUGACCGAGCUCUCAAACUGUUGGUACCAAAGAACCAUGUUCAAGUUCGACGCCACAAGAAAUGCACGUGGGUUCAUCAUGUUGACACAGUAUCAGCACUGGCCUUGUCAAAUGAUGAAUCCUUACUCUAUUCGGUUUCUUGGGACCGGACUCUCAAGAUAUGGAGGACAACCGAUUUCAAAUGCUUGGAAUCAGUUGCCAAUGCACAUGAUGAUGCAAUAAAUGCCAUCGCGUUAGCCAGCGAUGGACAUGUUUACACAGGAUCAUCUGACAAGAAAAUUAAAGUAUGGAAGCAAAGCUCUGAAAAAAAGAAGCAUGUCUUAGUUGCUACCCUGGAGAAGCACAAUUCUGGGGUUAAUGCAGUGGCACUAAGCAGAGACGGCUUGACGAUGUAUUCCGGAGCACGUGAUCGGUCUAUAGUGGUUUGGAUGAAGGUGGAUUGCGGCAGUGGCAGAGGCAUGGUGGCAGUGGGGAUGCUCCAGGGACACACCGAAUCCGUAUUGUGUUUGGCCACUAUAUCAGAACUGGUGUGCAGUGGUUCAGCAGAUAAAACUGUGAGAAUUUGGAGAGGGAUUGGGAAAUCCUACUCUUGCUUGGCCAUUUUGGAAGGACAUAGAGGACCGGUGAAGUGCAUCACUGUAGCAUUAGAUUAUUCCAAUCCAUCAGAUACAAAACCAAACUAUCUCCUAUACAGUGCUGGCCUGGACUGUGACAUUAAAGUUUGGCAGAUUAAUCUUCUACCCCUCUUCUAA
Messenger RNA from Fraxinus pennsylvanica, 1158 nucleotides. The record is from the annotation of a GenBank genome assembly. Lineage: Eukaryota; Viridiplantae; Streptophyta; Magnoliopsida; Lamiales; Oleaceae.